Messenger RNA from Schistosoma margrebowiei, 2414 nucleotides. The record is from the annotation of a GenBank genome assembly. Lineage: Eukaryota; Metazoa; Platyhelminthes; Trematoda; Strigeidida; Schistosomatidae.
GAUAAUAUUUUGCUGUUGCUGACAAACAAAAAUUAAACCAUGUCUACUUCUGGUGUUAGGUUCUGUCUCACAGUCCCAAAGUCGUUAAAACAUCCAAAAUAUUCCGAUAAUACCUAUCAAAUACGUGUUGCUCAUAGACUAGCUGAAUGUCUUAAAACUUCCAUUAUGGAAAACCGUCUAAUGUCAACUUUUAUUCCUACUGACAGACAGAUUAACAUUGAGUGUGAUGACCAGCCAGUAUUUACAUCUUGUUGUACAAUUGAUGAAACACCAACUGAUUAUAAUAAUUGUGGUCAUUCUACACACUUUGUUCUGAUAUAUAUACCAAAGUUGUGGCUUAAACAAUGUGCAUCAUUACUAAGACCGGAUUUAUCAAUCGACAAACAAGAACUCAAUAAUUGUGUUCAAAAGUUAACCGAUGGGCAAACAGCUUGGCUUGCCGAACUCGCUAUUCGUAGUUUAGUUUUGUCUAAGGCACACAUUAAAAGUCUUGUAUAUGAUUUGGGUUUGUCCUUAAAUCUGAUUGGUAAUAUUGAUGAGUAUAUUUUAUCAAAUCGUUCAGCUCUAUUCAUCUUAGAGUAUUUAGGACUAAUAUCUAAUUUAACUAGAAGUCAUGACAAAAUGGAAAGACGAUCUAUAUGGACCGAUCAUUUCUCCACUUUAAAUGUAUUUCCGAAUUCGGAGAAAUUACGUCAGUAUUUUGGCGAUUCAAUUGGAUUUUAUUUUGUUUGGAUGAAGUCUUAUUGUGUUUAUUUAACUUGUCCGUUAAUCGCUGGUUUAUUUUGUCAAGUGUUCAAUUUACUAAAUGGUCAACAUUUUGAAGAUAAGCAAGUAUCACUAGGAAUUCAUUUAGUUUAUACUAUUUUCAUGAUAUUAUGGGCUGUUAUCUGUACUAAAAUGUGGCAACGUGAGUAUAUUUCUUGUGUCGAUCGAUGGUCUGGCAAUGCCUUAAUUGAAUUAGCAGCAAAUGACUUAGCUUGGCUGUUUAACUUUAUUGAUCAGAGGCCAACUUUUCACGGCACUUGGAGACAAAGUCGCGUUACUGGCUUGAUGGAAUUGCACUAUCCCGCAGCUAAACGUCGAUUACGUUAUGUGGCAUCCGGUUUCAUCACAUUAGUAUGUUUGUUAUGGGCUAUAUUUGUAAAUAUUGCCCUGUUGAAUAUGGAAGGUUUUAUCGUAGCAGAAAAGUCGCCAUGGUUUCAUAUAGGAUUCGUAAGUCAGUUCGCUGAACCUCAUGCAAUAUUUGAUCCGAACGCCAAUGGAAUAUUAUCGUAUAUUCCUGGGGUUUUACAUUCUUUAAUGGUUUUCGUUAUGAAUCAAAUGGUUUUUCGUGCUAUUGCUGAACAUCUAACUGAAUGGGAAAAUCAUUGUACAAAUAAGGAUUAUGAACGUGCAUUGAUUAUAAAACGUUUCUUAUUUGAAUUGGUUGAUGCAUAUGGUGGUUUAAUUUAUUUAGGCUUUAUAUUAGCUGAUCGUUUGGCAUUACGUUCACUUUUAUUAACAAUGUUUGCUACUGAUUCAAUAAGACGCUUAACACUUGAAUGUAUUAUACCAUACAUAAUUUAUCGAUUUCGUGCAUGGAAAGAAAAACAAUCAAUUGGUUUAAUUAAACGUAAUCACAAUAGUGAAAAACCUGUGUAUCAAAUACGUGUUGAACGUGAAUUAUGCGCAGAUAUUUAUGAAUCAUUUGAUGAUUAUUUAGAAAUGGUUUUACAACAUGGCUAUCUUGUAUUAUUUGCUUAUGCAUCACCAUUAUUUAUUACAAUUUUAGCUAUAUUAUGUACAUUUCUUGAAAUACAUUUUGAUGUAUUCAAAUUAUUUUGGGUAACACAAUGUCCUAAAUCGAAUUUAUUACUUAGAGAACAAUCUAUAUGGUUAUUGCUAUUAGGUAUACAAGCUUGGUUAUCUGUAUUAACUAAUGCUGGUUUAUUAAUAUCAGAAAUUCAUCGAUUAGAAAUCUUAACUGAUAUGACAGCAAGCACUAUAUUUCUAAUAUUUGAACAUUGCCUUAUAUUCAUUGCUUUGUGUAUACAUUUUUUAAUAUCUGAUACACCGGUUACUGUACGAGAUGCUAGAUUAUCUCGAGAUUUUGCUAGAGCACGUUUGUUGAAUCCUAAAAUAGAUAAUUAAUUAUAUGAAGAUCAUGCUGCACAUAAAUGCACGUAUUACAUAAUACACAAAGUUUAAAAAAUCGUGAUGUGAUAUAUUAGUAAUUGUCUUAGCCUUUUUCACCUACUUAUAUUUAUUAUUUUGUUUGUCCUGAUUACGUUGUAUCUUACUUAUACUUUACAAUUUUAGUAUAUGAAUUUUGUAGACUUUCGUUUGUACUCAUCAAACUUAGACAAUACGUUUUUUUUCAAUGGUUUGUUAUUGAAUGAUGUUUUGAACGUUUAUCCAUAAAAGUCAAUACAAAA